Cryptomeria japonica (Japanese cedar) is the source of this 1861-nucleotide messenger RNA. Its product is annotated as coniferyl alcohol acyltransferase. The coding region runs from base 96 to 1475 and encodes 459 amino acids. Gene Ontology annotation, molecular function: acyltransferase activity, transferring groups other than amino-acyl groups. Lineage: Eukaryota; Viridiplantae; Streptophyta; Pinopsida; Cupressales; Cupressaceae. The transcript has 2 exons. The record is from RefSeq and is a predicted model, not a curated record.
UAAGCAUAUAUCCUUCCUGGUAUCUUCUACCUACUCCUCAACUUCUCAGUUGAACUGUUUUUAUAUUGAGGUUUGUGUGCUGGUUAACAGCUACCAUGGAGAAAGAGACCUUGAAUGAUUUUAAGGUGGAGAUGGUUGCAACCUCCAUCGUGCAAUCGCCUGUACCCACAAAAAAAUGCACGCUCAAAGGUUCCAACAUAGAUCUCACUGUUCCCGCAAUUAGUCCGGGGCACUUCUUUGUUUACAAAGGAGUGCAAGAUAAGACAUACCAAGACAUGGCAAGCUCGAUUAAGAAGGCGCUCUCUGAGGUACUAGUACUGUUUUAUCCAGUGGCCGGAAGGUUUAUUAUCAGUCACAAUGGUGAGCCUGAGAUAGAGUGCAGUAAUCAAGGAGUGCCCUUCAUUGAGGCUGAAUCGGGUGCUGCCAUUAAGGAUCUUGAUUUUUCUCAGCCAAGUUUUACUGCUGCGAAAUUGACUCCCAAGAGGCACCCUCUUCAAGGAGAAUCCCCUCAUUGUAUUCCUGUUCUUGCUGUACAGGUGACGAGGAUGAAUUGUGGCGGAAUUGUAGUGGGUUGUUGUUUUGAUCACAGAACUGUAGAUGGAAUAAGCAGCUAUAAUUUCUUUAAAGCAUGGACGGAGGCCGCUCAGGGUCUCUCAUCUUCCAUUAUUACUCCUUGCUUUGAACGCUCACUCAUCAAUCCCCGCCACCCUCUCAACACUUCUUCAGUGCGUGUCAUUGAUGGGCAUUACAUGGCACUGCCUUUUUCUGCACUCGAUCGCACUGAUCCUCCUCCACCCCAAAUUGGGCGCAUCUAUCAUUUAGAUGCUCCCACGCUUCUCCAAUUGCAGGCUCUCGCAAACCAAACUGAAGGAAAACCCCUUGCUGUCAAACCCAUGACAAAGAUGGAGGCGGUCUCUUCCUAUAUUUGGAAAGUUUUUGCUCGCGCCCAAGCUUUGGCUUCUUCAGAACCAACCAGAAUUGGUAUCCCGAUCGAUGGGCGUGCAUAUCUGAACCUCGCUCCUUCCUACUUCGGAAACGUGAUAGCGAUUCCUUUCAAGGAGAGCUAUGCAAAGCACAUAUUAGAGGAGCCCAUAAGCGAGAUAGCGGAAAUUGUACGCAACGUUAUAAGUGGUUCCGCAAACACUGAGUAUUUUAUGUCCUUCGUGGAUUGGGUGGAGGAGAAGAGACCAGCAGCAAUGUUAGCAAGAGUUUAUGCGGAGGAUGGGUCUGCCGUGGUGGUGUCGUCGGGAGUGAGGAUUCCAUUGUAUCAAUUUGACUUCGGUUGUGGUAAGCCUACUUUUUCAAGUGUAUAUUUUCCAUGGGGAGGAACAGCAGGGUAUGUGAUGUUGCAGGCGAGCCCCCUGGGAGAUGGGAAUAUGGUGGUGUAUAUGCACAUGGCCGAGAAGGACUUAGACGCCAUUGAAACUGAUCCUGAAUUUUUGUUCGUGAGGGUCAAUCGGAUGAAUUUCUGGUAAAAGAAAUGAUCCAGAAGGAACUUCUGUGAGCUUUCAUGCUUUCUGCAAAGUAGAAUUUUAUAUGCUAAGCUAAUGGUUUUAGUCUUACCCACCCACUGUGUUGUAAUAUCUUGUGUAAGCUUAUCCAGAUCAACCAGAUGGUACAAAUAUAAUGGCUUAAUUCUAGCAAUAAUUAUUAAAAAUGACGUCAUCUUGACGAGUGAUAUUUUCUACCAAUCUUAUGCCAUCAACCAGCUUGCCUGAGACAUCGGUUAAUACAAACUCCAAUCAGGAGGCAAUGCUGAGUUGAUAACAUAUAACUUGUCAAACAACCUUUGAUUCAAUGCGGGUGAAAACGUUCUCGUCUUAAUAAACUAGCACUUGUACAAAAGAAGGUGCAACUAUUA